Messenger RNA from Thalassophryne amazonica, 2304 nucleotides. It is a transcript of the gene pkmyt1, whose product is annotated as protein kinase, membrane associated tyrosine/threonine 1. Gene Ontology annotation, molecular function: protein kinase activity; ATP binding. The transcript is spliced from 8 exons. NCBI's taxonomy places the organism in Eukaryota, Metazoa, Chordata, Actinopteri, Batrachoidiformes, Batrachoididae. Gene Ontology annotation, biological process: protein phosphorylation. The record is from RefSeq and is a predicted model, not a curated record. Bases 105 to 1895 code for a protein of 596 amino acids.
CGAGCUUCUACAUGUUUGAACUCAGUGUGGACGCUCUGUUUUCAAUUCAGCGACUCUUUUAGCUGAAUUAGUCCCGUUUUCUCGAGACUAGUUAAUAUCGAUUUAUGCUCACCAUCCUCGAAGAGAAGAAACGGGUCAAAAAGUGGGCCGCUGUAAUGUCAGUAACCGUGGAAACCAAAGUAUCAAGGGUUCCUCUCCCUCUUCCGAUCUACUUCUCCCAUGCAGAGCAGUCCUUCUCCCUGAAAAAGCGCCAUAGGGAUUUCUCCUCAUCCCAUGUUUCUUCAUCUGUCUCCCCUAUCCGACUCGCUCAUACUGUGCCCCCUCACCCGCCAUCUAAAGGAUGCCCCCCUGUGAGCCGGGUGUUCUCCCAGCACUUAUCUCCAUGGACGCCCUUAUCUGAGUCUCUUAGCAAGUCUCCCCCUCCAAAUUCUGAAUAUGAUCCAAGCAAGCAGCAGACUUAUUUCAAUCAGUGCUUCACGAACUUGGGCCUCAUAGGAAGGGGCUCCUUUGGUGAGGUCUAUGAGGUGCUGAACAACAGGGACAGGCGCCGUUACGCAAUCAAGCGGUCGGCUAAUCGAUUCAGGGGCAACAGCGAGCGGAACCAGAGUAUAAAGGAGGCCAGGAACCAUGAGCGUUUGUGUCCACACCCUCAUAUCCUGAACUUUGUGGCAGCGUGGGAGGAGUGCGGCAGACUGUACAUCCAGACUGAGCUGUGCAGCACUAACCUCCUGAUCCAUGCUGAGAACCAGCCUCCUGGUCCAGAUGAGCCUGCAGCGUGGGCCUACCUGUGCGACCUCCUUUCUGCACUGCAGCACUUGCACUCCCACGGUUUUGUGCAUCUGGACCUGAAGCCCGCGAAUGUCCUCAUGACCGACUCCGGCCGACUCAAGCUGGGAGACUUUGGGCUAUUGUUUGAUGUCAGGCAGGCUUCGGAUUCUGCAGGGGGUAAAGUGAAAGAGGAUCUGCAGGAGGGAGAUCCUAGAUACAUGGCCCCAGAGCUGCUCCGUGGGGAGUAUGGACCUGCUGCUGACGUUUUCAGUUUGGGUGUUUCUCUUCUGGAGCUUGCUUGUAAUAUUGAAGUUCCCAACGGUGGAGACGGUUGGCAGCAGCUCAGAAAAGGCUGCCUCCCCUCAGAGUUUACCAGCACUCUUUCACCUGAGCUUCAGACAGUCCUGCAGAUGAUGCUGGAGCCAGAUACGUCCAAGAGAGCGACAGUCUCCGAGCUGCUUUCCCUCCCUUCUGUGAAGAGGCGCAGGUGGAAGAGGCGCCUCUACCUCACGCUCACGGAGGCCAUGCUAACACUGGCUUCCUUGUUCCAGCUGGUAGUGUGCUUUGGUUGGCAACUCAUCUCCUCCCUUCACUUGUCCUUCCUCCCUCCUUGGACCACACCGGUGCCGUGCACACCUCCUAAAAGCAGCUGGGACAUGGAUUUGACCCUGUCCAACAGCACGCUGCAUGAGGACUCUGGCAGCACAGAGGAUGAUGCAGUGUUUCUGCCCGAUCCUGCGGAUCCAGAGCUUUCACCCACUUUCUUACACAGAGUUAAAUCCAAACUGUCUCUGGAGAGCACGUCCACUCCGCUCACAUGUUCACCAGUUCGUUUUCAUCUCAGCCCUGCGCACACACCCAGUCACUUGGAUCUUGGUGAUUUGUCCUGCCAUAUCGCACCACAGACUCCCUCCAGCAUGCAGUCAAACGGCUCCUGUCACACAUCAAAUCAUGACGUGAGUCCCGCCCAUAAUGGGCUUCACAUGGACAGGACGAAAUCCACCAAGUUCUCACAGCGACGCCGACAAAACGGGUUCCGGCCAGACGAAGCUUUACCCUGUCCCAGCUUGGAACCAAAAAACCUGCUCAGUCUGUUUGAGGAAACUGCGCUAGAUGGACAGCCAUAAGCCCGGGGCUGCCGCGCCCCCGCCACCACAGAAGUGACAGCUUCUUCUGUAUGAACUGUUCCUGCCAUGUAUGAAAAGUCUUAGAAAGCUUCUUUGAUUGAACAAAUGGUAUGUAGUAUUGUAAAUUUGUGAAAGCUUAAAGCACUUUUUAAGUUUGAGUAGGUUAAAAAUCUUGCUGAGGUUAUUACUACGGUAAACUUAAGUUCUGAACCUCAGUUACAAAAUAAAAUGAGGAACGCUGCUUCUAAAAGUUUUGUGCUCAUCAGAACCCAGGGCAUGAAUCUAUGUGCAUAUUGCUCAUCUUUCUGCAAAUCUAACUCUGCUGUGUUGAGUUGCGUCAGCUAUCGGUCUUGAACUAAACUGGGGAGCAAAAGGUGUACUCUUCUUUUAACUGCUCAUAAAGAUUGUA